AAACUAUAUUAAAUAAAUAAUCAAAUUUAAAUGGAUAUUGAACAAUAAGAUGACAAUUGGAUGCCUCUUGAAUCAAAUCCUCAAGUUAUGAAUGAAUAAGCAAUCAAACUAGGUAUGAUAUAUCAUUUAAAUUAAAAGGCAUUAAUGUAGAAAUAGCAUAAUUCCAUGAUUUAUUAGGUUUUGAAGAUUGGGCUUUUGAGAUGAUUCCAUAACCAAUUUAUGGUGUUCUAUUCAAUUUUCCUAUCAAAGAAAACACUAAUCAAUUUGUAGAUUAAGAAACAGCAUUGAUUCAAGAAAAAGGGUAAAUUAUUUAUCAUAAUUUAGAUAACAUGUAUCUCCAAACUUGUUCUAUAUGAAAUAAUUAGCUAAGAAUGCUUGUGGUACAAUAGCAAUGGUUCAUGUUGCUUUAAAUGCUGACAAUGCUAUCAUUCAUGAAGGAAGCUAUUUAGCAGAAUUUAAAAAGAGUACCUAAGGAAAGACUCCAUAAUAAAUUGGAGAAGCAUUUAAAAAAGCUAAAGAAUUAAAAGAAGUUCAUAAAGAAGCUGUUUAAUAAGGAGAGAGUGCUUGUUGUGAUGAAAUUGAUCGCCAUUUCAUAGCUUUUGUAUUGAAAGAGGGUGAUAUAUAUGAAUUAGAUGGAUGCAAAGUAUAUUAAUUAAUUAAAUUUACUAUAGUAAUUCCCAAUUAAUCAUGGUAAAUCGACACCAGAAACAUUUUUAGCUGAUGUUUCUAAAAUUAUCUAAAAGUUUUUUGAAAGAGAUCCAAAUGAAGUAUCAUUUUCAACUGUUGUGCUAGCUAAAGCUAUUUAAGAAUGAGAAUUUAUUAUAAUAAUAAAAUAUCAUUUAUCGAAC
Molecule: messenger RNA, 848 nt
Organism: Paramecium sonneborni
Lineage: Eukaryota; Ciliophora; Oligohymenophorea; Peniculida; Parameciidae
Source: the annotation of a GenBank genome assembly